Molecule: messenger RNA, 643 nt
Organism: Drosophila yakuba
Lineage: Eukaryota; Metazoa; Arthropoda; Insecta; Diptera; Drosophilidae
Gene: ND-B22
Product: NADH dehydrogenase [ubiquinone] 1 beta subcomplex subunit 9
Exons: 3
Coding region: 84-518 (144 amino acids)
Biological process (GO): mitochondrial electron transport, NADH to ubiquinone
Source: RefSeq, a predicted model, not a curated record
CACUGAACUUUUGACAGCUGUUGUUGUUGUGGCCUCGGCUGUGGUAGCAAUUUAUUACAAUUUAACCAAGUUAGCCAUAAACGAUGGCCCAAGUUCCCUCGGCAAUCGUCUCGCACAAGCGCCAGGUGUGCAGCCUUUACAAGCGGGCACUGCGCAACCUGGAGGCGUGGUACGACCGCCGCAAUGUCUACCGCUACCGCGCUGUGCAGCUGCGUGCCCGCUUUGACGAGAACAAAUCCAAGGAUCUGGGCGAGGGCAUCCGACUCCUGGCCUGUGGACAAAGGGAGCUUUUCGAGACGAAGCAUUUCCAGCCCCGAAACUUUGCCAACAGUGCCGGUGGCUGUGCUUUCGAACGAGAGGUGAUUCCCCCCGACUGGGUGCUGGACUACUGGCAUCCCCUGGAGAAGGCCCAGUACCCCGAGUACUUCGCCAAGCGGGAGCAGCGCAAGAAGGAGUUUGUGACCUGGUGGGAGAAGCAGUACGGCAAGCCCGACCCCAAGGACCUGGGACACCACUAAUCUUAGAGUACCGUAGUCAAAUCACAUCCAAUUGUUGUCAUCAAAAGUAAAUCUAUUGGAACUCACAGUAUGUGCUAUUAUAAAUGUGUUGUACUGGAAUGCAGUCGAUCUUCCAUCGCCCAAAA